Molecule: messenger RNA, 1254 nt
Organism: Sporothrix schenckii 1099-18
Lineage: Eukaryota; Fungi; Ascomycota; Sordariomycetes; Ophiostomatales; Ophiostomataceae
Product: N-acyl-phosphatidylethanolamine-hydrolyzing phospholipase D
Exons: 1
Coding region: 1-1254 (417 amino acids)
Biological process (GO): N-acylphosphatidylethanolamine metabolic process; N-acylethanolamine metabolic process
Cellular component (GO): membrane-bounded organelle; cytoplasm
Molecular function (GO): zinc ion binding; N-acylphosphatidylethanolamine-specific phospholipase D activity
Source: RefSeq, a predicted model, not a curated record
AUGGAGACUCUGGCUGUUACCAAAGUCCCAAGGGACGCGCCCACAGGGCCUCCGAGCCAUUGGCUGGACAGCACGCCGACGGGAUUCCGAAAUCCGUGGCCUUCAUUCCGCCAGACAUUCUCGGUGACGCAGAUGCUCCGUCUGCGCUUUGGACCAGGCCGCAACUUUGUGCCUGUGCCCGAGAACCGCGAGGGACUUGUUCCCAUACAGACACCCGACUGGGGUGCGCAUGCUCAGCCGAGCCAAAUAAAGGCCACCUGGAUCGGCCACUCGUCGUUUCUGAUCGAGAUGCCGUUGCGGGUGCAAGAUAGGCGAGAGGAUGGAACGGAAGCAUCCAUGCAACGACAGUACGGCCUCCGUGUCUUGAUGGACCCCGUCUUCUGCGAACGCAUGGGUCCCGCCCAGCUUGUCGGCCCCAGACGCUUCUCACGCACGCCCUGCACGCUCGACGAGCUGCCCCUCGUCGACGCCCUCUGCAUCAGCCACAGCCACUACGACCACCUCGACAUUGACACCGUCAAGCAGCUGUACGCCGACAAGGCGCAGAAGCGAACGGCCGCUGGCCUGGCACCGCUCCAAAUCUUCUGCGGGCUCAACAGCAGGCCGUGGUUUGUCAACAACUGCGGCGUACAGCCCGAACAUGUCACCGAGAUGGACUGGUGGGACGAGGUGGAUCUGAUAGUCGGAGGCACGAUAGUACGCCUGGCCUGCACACCGAGCCAGCACGGCAGUCGGCGAGGGCUCGGCGACCAGGACCACAUGCUCUGGUGCUCCUUUGUUUUGUCGGAGCAGGAGUCCAAGCAGGAGAUUAAGCAGGAGAUUAAGCAGGAGUCCAAGCAGGAGUCCAAGACGGCCGUGUACUUUGCCGGUGACACGGGCUACCGGAGCGUCACGGACGAAGACGUCGCCGCCAGCACGUCCGUCGACGACCUGCCACACUGUCCCGCCUUUGCCGAGAUCGGCGCCAAGUACGGCCCCUUCUCUCUCGCCCUGCUGCCCAUUGGCUGCUACACACCACGCACGAAGCUGUCGCCUGUGCACUGCUCGCCCGAGGACGCCGUGGCUGUCCACUUUGAUGUUCGGAGCCAGCUCAGCGUGGGCAUGCAUUACGGCACCGUUCGCGGCGGCCUCAGCGCGCAGUACGAGGAUGUACAAGAGCCGCCUCAGCUGUGGCGCAAGGCUGGCGAGGCGCGCGGGUUGGUAUGGGACAGAGACUUUCGAUUGUGCGAUAUUGGUGAGACGGUGGUGGUAUGA